AUGUCCAAAAUCAAUAGCAGUAUAGCAGUAGACGAAAAAGCUAAGGAUGAGUGGCGCAAGAUAAACUUCAUUGACCUUAGAAAGCAGCAGUUCUCUUCUUUAGAGAAAGAACUUUAGGGAAUCGACCAGUCUUAAGCAGAUCGCAGAGCUCACUUAGAUGAGGAAUUGGAGCAAGUUGAAUAUCUUGAGAAUGAGAACCUAUCCAUUUAGAAGGAGUUAGUGAAGGUACUCGAUGGAAAGAGAAAUGUAUUGGGAGAUAUCGAGAAGGAAAAUGUAGACUUUGUAUAUAAAUUCCAAGCAAAGGCAAAUGAUAAGGAUUCCAUGAGGAAACAAAUAAGUGAGAUUGAGCAUUUAAUCAGACAGUUGAAGCAUGAAAUUGAAGUUACUAAUGUGGACAAUAAGAAAAUCUCACUGAUUGUAGAGAAGGAAGAUGAGUUACUUGGUAAAAAGGCAUCAGAGGAAAAGAGAGUGUCAAAAUUAGUUGGAGAUGACAUCAAAGAUCAGAUCAGAGCCGGUGAGGACAGCUUUAACUUGGCAUAAAACACCUAGACAAAGCAAUAAGCGCUUGAGAAAAAUCUUAAGUCUAACUAUGAGAAAGCUCAAAGAGAUCUGAAUAAGUUGCUUGAAGAAUAGACUAAGAAAAGAGAAGAACUUCUUAGAGAUUUAGAAAGAGUAAGACAGGAAGUAUUGCAAAAGAAAACUGAAAAUGAAACCAUCAGGGGCAAAAAUAAGGAGUUGGAACAUGAACUUGAAAGACUGGAGAACUACGCUAAUCAGCUUAAGGAAAACAUUCAAGAUAUGAUGAAUGACUAUAGAAAGUAGUUUGAAUAGUUGCAACAAAGUAUUGAUGAGAACUACAAGGAAACUGCCUAGCUUAGAGCUUAGUUUGCUGAGGCUCAGAAGCAGUACUAUGCUUUGAGUACUUAAAACUCUGUACUUGAACAAGAGGUUGAGGGACUUAAAACUAGAAGAGACUUAAACAUCGGAUUGAAUGAAGAGCGCAGACUCUAGCAAAUGAAAAUUAAUAUUGAUGAUGCUGCAAGAAAAACCUCACUAAUGGAAACUGAAAUUGAACAUAUUCUUGAGAGGUGGUAAGGAAAAAUUGCUGUGGUCAAGAAGGCAAUCGAAGAAGAUCAGUAUCGUAACCAAUCUAAAGUACUUGGAGAACUUGUGGAUAAGUAUAUCUCACAGAUAUUUGAGAGAAAUAGAAAACUUGUUGAGGUGAUCAGAGUUAAAGAGGAUAUUGAGGCCAAGAUUCAAAGCAGUGUCAAUGAAGAUGAAAUCAGAGCUAUGCAAGAUGAAUUGUAAGGACUCAUUAAGCAGUAUGAUAAGUUAGUUGGAGAUAAGAUUCAUCUUUUUAAUGAUAUGAUUGGCAAUCUUAAAGAGAUAAGCAAGAAUAAUGAUAACAUCAUUUAAAAUGAAGAGCAGAUUGCCAGAUUAAAAAAUAACGUUGAAAUAGUCUAAAGAGACAUUAACCAAAAGAAACGCAUGUUGUUAGACCAAAGAGCCUAAUUAGAAGAUUUAAAGUCUCAGAUAAGAGAUAUUGAUGCUGAACUCCAAGAAAAAGAUGCUAAAAUCCAGGAAUUAGAUGAUGUCCACAGAGGCAAAGAGGGAGAAAUUGCAGACUUAGAUGAUAUGAUUAGACAAAAGGAUAAGCUUAUCUAGCAAUUACAAGAUGAAUUGCAAGAGAUUCAGGAUAAAAAGAGAAGAGAUGAUGAAGAACGCAAAAGAAAAGAACUUGAAAAUGUUCAAUCAAAGCCAGAACCAAGAAAAUGGUACAUUCCAGUUAAAGGAGAUCCAAUCGAUGAGAUGAUGGCCAAGUAUUUAAAUGAAUGCCCUUACUUUGUCCCAGUGAAGAGACUUGGAGAUGGACAGUAUAUGUAUGGCUCCAAGAAAAUUUUUGCGAAGAUUAUGAACGGUAAACUUAUCAUCAGAGUUGGAGGUGGAUACAUGCUCAUUGAUGAGUUCUUAAAGAAUUAUGCCGAACUGGAGAAGGAGAAGACUGAGACCUAAGCAUCAUUUGAGGAGGAUAGUGCUAAUCCCAGUCCAAUGAGAAGAACUGCUGGUAGCCCUGGCAGAACAAGCAAGUCUCCUACUGCCAGAAAGGUAUGA
This is a messenger RNA of Stylonychia lemnae, 2112 nucleotides long. Lineage: Eukaryota; Ciliophora; Spirotrichea; Sporadotrichida; Oxytrichidae. The record is from the annotation of a GenBank genome assembly.